AUGAACUCUCAACCGCCUUUUGAUCCGGCCAUCAUGGCCGGUCUAGCCGGCGCACCGGGGAGAACAGAGGACAAUUUCGACAUUUUCGAAUGGUACCCAUGCUAUCAGAGCUGUCAGCGCUACUUUUUGGAUCAUGCGCAACACAGUGUGCCCGUCCAGGCGCUAUCCGCCUUCUUGAACAUUCGACUACCCUUCCAGCGACAACCCAACCCCAUCUUGAACUCGAACCCGUCCGGAGCGUCAGCCGGUCAGCAGUUACCCGGCCCGCCCUCCGCUUCGUUAAUUCCAUACAUUCGCCGCCUAGUCGCUACAGGAAUGGAUUUUCCAGGAGUAUUGCAUGGAUUCUUUGGUGAUGACUGGGGUAGCGGGGUCGGACCUAUGCACGAGCAGGAGCGUCGCAAUUAUUUAUUCGCCGCGAAGAGUGGAGGUUGGGCUUCAGUGAAGAAAGACUACGACAUGUCACCAUUGGAGACGAUUCCAUUUUUGCGCCCGUUACAAGGGCCUUUAGACGCCGAGAUUGAAGCCGCCGAGCGCAGUUGGAGUGAAUGGCUUGCCAUGGAAGACUGGAUGGUAGGGCCGCGUGCGCCAGACGUUCUUCGGGACUCGUCCUCUCAGAGCUCGCGACCUAGAAGCGCACGUGGCUAA
Messenger RNA from Penicillium pulvis, 645 nucleotides. RefSeq lists its product as uncharacterized. The coding region runs from base 1 to 645 and encodes 214 amino acids. Lineage: Eukaryota; Fungi; Ascomycota; Eurotiomycetes; Eurotiales; Aspergillaceae. The record is from RefSeq and is a predicted model, not a curated record. The transcript has a single exon.